Messenger RNA from Acipenser ruthenus (sterlet), 1982 nucleotides. It is a transcript of the gene hoga1, whose product is annotated as 4-hydroxy-2-oxoglutarate aldolase 1. The coding region runs from base 485 to 1498 and encodes 337 amino acids. Gene Ontology annotation, molecular function: 4-hydroxy-tetrahydrodipicolinate synthase activity; N-acetylneuraminate lyase activity. The transcript has 7 exons. NCBI's taxonomy places the organism in Eukaryota, Metazoa, Chordata, Actinopteri, Acipenseriformes, Acipenseridae. The record is from RefSeq and is a predicted model, not a curated record. Gene Ontology annotation, biological process: N-acetylneuraminate catabolic process.
GUGUCACAAGUUAGAGGCGUUUCUAAAGUGUCUAGACUCUAGGCUAGUGGAUUGGAAUCUUACAAUAUAUAAAAAACAGAGUAAACUAGAUGUUAGAACUAAAUUUAAUACGGAAUACCAGUAAGCAGACUACUAAAUACGUCAUACUUUUCACAUAAUGUAAAGGAUGUAAUUUAAACAGUCAAUAGAAUGUGGGUGCUACUAUUAGUGCUGCGCUACUAGUGGUACUGUAUUGGGGAAAGUGGUUUUUUUUCUUUUUCUUUUUAAAUGUACUAGUUGCAUAAGUAACGGGUCGGAUUACCCAAGCCAGAUGUUAAUAUUUAAAUAGCCCACUGUAUGCCAGCGUUAAAUAUUAACUUUGCAAAAGGUAGGUUUGGAUUUUGACCAAAACGAAAAAAAGGGGAAAGCUGCAGUAGCAGUUUGCUAGAAGGAUAAAGGUUGAAGAAAAUCUGCAUUUAAAAAAGCGAGAUCAUUUCUAAAGAAAAUGUUCUUUCUUGGGCGCCUUCUUUCUGGGGGUGCGUGCAAGAGGAGUGUGAGUUUGCUCAGUACGCGUAUCGCUACUCCCGAGGUGAAUAGUGUGAAGAGACACAGUUCGGGUCCCGGCCAGAGGAUGGAUAUUCGAGGCAUCUACCCUCCCAUCGCGACGCCGUUCACUCAAAAGGAACUGGUGGAUUAUCAUAAACUGGAAGAAAACUUGAACAAAUACUCUAAGAUACCUUUCCGAGGGUUCGUUGUUCAAGGUUCAAAUGGGGAGUAUGCCUACCUGACGAGCGAGGAGCGAGUGGAGGUGGUGAGGAGAGUCCGACAGGCUGUCCCCAAGGACAAGCUGGUGAUCGCUGGCUCCGGCUGCGAGUCCUCCAUGGCCACAGUGCAGAUGAGUGACCAGAUGGCACAGGCUGGCGCCGACGCAGUACUUGUCGUUACUCCAUGUUUCUACAGAGGAAGGAUGGACAGCCGAGCACUCAUUCACCAUUACACACAGGUUGCAGAUGCUUGUCCGGUACCAGUGAUCCUCUAUAACGUUCCCGGGAACACAGGUCUGGAUCUGCCAGUGGAGGCGGCCGUCACUCUCUCACAGCACCCCAAUAUUGUGGGGCUCAAAGACAGUGGCGGGGAUAUUACUAGGAUCGCUCUGAUAAUUCACAAAACCCAAAAUCAAGAUUUCCAGGUGCUGGCUGGAUCUGCUGGCUUUCUACUGGCUGCCUAUUCUGUGGGUGCGGUCGGUGGUAUUUGUGCCCUGGCAAAUAUCCUUGGACAGCAAGUCUGCCAACUAGAGCAACUCUGUGUUUCAGGCCAGUGGGAAAAAGCAAAGGCUCUACAGUGGAGGCUCAUCGAACCCAACGCAGCAGUAACGCGCAAGUUUGGGAUUGCAGCCCUGAAGCAGACGAUGGACUGGUUUGGGUAUCAUGGUGGUAACUGUCGUUCCCCCCUCUGCCCACUUACUGAGUCUGAGACCAAGCAGCUACGGAGUGACUUCACCUCCAAUGGCUGGCUUUGAACACCAAGGGAUCCAGCCUGAGGAAACUCGUGCACAAAUGGUCUCACUCCUGUAUUUCAGGAACCUCAUUCUUUCUAUAGCUAAAUCUUCCCCAAUCACCCUUCCCUUAUAGUGUCCCAGUUUUUGUAUUUUAAUCACUAAACUAUUUUAUGUAUUGGCGCUUUCCCGUGCAUUUCUGAAUUUAGAUGUGUUAUUAUAUAUAAGGUAACCUAUUGUGUUUUUAAUUGAGAAAAGGGUCCUGCGUGUGUCCAGAUUUGAUCGAACUAUUAAGGAUGGGGAUGUUGAAUAUUAGAGGCAAUUUGCUUUAACUCUGUGUUGAUGACAGAUACCGCAUGCCACGUAAUGUCAAGAUGUGCGAUUCGACACUAAUUUCUAGUCUAAUAGAAUAUUCAUAUCUGUCAUUCUUACCCCUCUAUACUUGUAGUGUGCAGUUCUGUAAAAUAAGUGCAAUUACGAUAAUUGUAAUAAAUCAUUUCCAGACAUA